UGGAAGACGACAGUAUCAGUACUGCCGCGAAAUGGGUCGCACGUGGUUAGCUCUGUUUGUCGUUGCCACAACGUUUGCCUUGUCUUAUGGAGACUAUAGUAAUGUAGACCAGUACAAUACUUACAAGAAAAAGGAGACUUACUCCGACGGCAGUUACCCUCUGUAUGGACAACAGAGCAACUACAAUAACCAAUAUUACGGAUCCCAAAGUCAGAGUUAUGACAAAAAAGAUUACGACUAUAGUAAUAACGAUGAUGAUGACUACGGCAAAAAAUACUAUGGAAAAAAAGAUUAUGGUAAAAAAGAUUAUGACUAUGACAAAAAAGAUUAUGGAAAAAAAGACUACGGCAAAAAAGACUACGGGUAUGAUAAAAAAGAUCAUGGACAUGAUAGCAAUCACGGUGGUAAUAGAGGAGGUCGCACUGACUCAAGACAUUUUAACCUUGCUCGAGAUUUAGUAAUCUUGAAAACUGCAAUGGAUUUGUACGGAUACGGAGACGGGUUUGGAAGACGAGACGGAUAUAGAGGUCGUGACGGAUAUUAUGACAGUCACAGUGGUAGUUAUAAAGGAAAGGAGGAUUAUGGCAAAAAAAAAGAUGACAAAUAUUACGGCGGUAACAAAUAUUACGGCGAUAAAAAGAACGAUUAUGAGUAUUAUGGAGACAAAAAGAAAGAUUAUAAAUACAAUGAUGAUAAAAAGAAAGAUUACAAACAUGGGAACAGUCAUGCCGUAGGAUCAUCAGACGUUUUUGGAUUGGAUGGUCGUUUUGGUGGAAUUGGAAUUGGGCAACAGGGUGGACUUGGUGGCGGGUCUGCUGGUGGAUUUGGAGGCGGGCCUAUUGAUGGAGGGCGUGGAGGAGGACAUGGAGGAGGUAAAUGGUUCUGUAAAUGUAAACCAUAUUGUGAUAAAAAUGAAAUAUUCGUCGAUGUAUGUCCACACUUCAAAUGGUGGAAAGUUUGCUGUAAAUGGUUGCCUCACCACAAGCCUCACAGUUCUCCAUACAACGACUACAAACCAAAAUAUGAUCACAAACAUCACAGUUCUCCAUACAACGACUACAAACCAAAAUAUGAUCACAAACAACACAGUUCUCCAUACAACGACUACAAACCAAAAUAUGAUCACAAACAUCACAGUACUCAAUACAACGACUACAAACCAAAAUAUGGCUACAAACAAAAUAGCGACUACAAGCCAAAGUACGACAACGCGUAUUGAUUAAGUUAAGGUAUAAGCAGUGCACAGGACAUACUUUGGAAUCAGACAGAAGAAUGGUUUAGGAGGAUCAGAUUUUUUUACAAUUGAUAAAAAUAAAAGUCCUGAAAAAAUCAA
Mytilus californianus (California mussel) is the source of this 1333-nucleotide messenger RNA. RefSeq lists its product as uncharacterized. The transcript has 3 exons. The record is from RefSeq and is a predicted model, not a curated record. Bases 32 to 1219 code for a protein of 395 amino acids. NCBI's taxonomy places the organism in Eukaryota, Metazoa, Mollusca, Bivalvia, Mytilida, Mytilidae.